This is a messenger RNA of Clonostachys rhizophaga, 1134 nucleotides long. NCBI's taxonomy places the organism in Eukaryota, Fungi, Ascomycota, Sordariomycetes, Hypocreales, Bionectriaceae. The record is from the annotation of a GenBank genome assembly.
AUGGUCAAGAAGCAAUCUGCCAAGAAAUCGCACCCCCCCAAGCCGCGGCCGGCCCCAUCCAAGCCCGCCGACUCCCCCAAUCCGCGGAUCAACAUAUCCUUCCGGUCACAGCAGAACCUCCUUGACAUCUUCUCGUCAGCAUUUGCGACAGUCCUGUCAUCCGGCGAUUUCCCCAAUGUCCUCCAAGAGAUCAAGCAGGCCCUCUUCAACCGGGACUUUGCCGCCGCCUUCGGCAGGGAGGACUACCUGAGGGCGUACGCCGCACGAUGGAGCCCAACGCGGGCCAUCUGUUACGCCUCCGUCUUCCAGGGGAUCAGAGAUCAUCUGACCGAGCUCGAAGCCCCCGGGUAUGAGGUGGUGGCGGUGGACUCUGACCAUGUCGAGCCGGCCACUGCAGACGAGAAGCCCUCGGCACCGGCGGGCAGCAGCGCCACAGCGUCAAGGACAGGCACAGAGAGCAACCGAACCUUCCGGAUGCUCUCCAUUGGAGGCUGCGCGGCAGAGCAUGCCGCCUUUGCCCAGUACCUGCGCGAGGCGCCGCAACUCUCGGGCAGGUUGACCCUCAUCGAUUCGGCCCCGUGGUCUGGCGUGGUUACACUACUCCAGGACCAGCUCACAACCCCUCCCCAGAUUUCAACGUUCGCCUCUGAGGUUGCGAAGGCGUCGAAUAGCGCCUUCGUCAAGCCAUCACAGCUAUCAGUGGAUUUUAAGCAGCAAGACGUCCUGGACCUUGACCUUGAGAGCCUCAAGCAUAUGAUUGGCAAAGACCCUCUCGUCGUCACCAUCUUAUUCACACUGAAUGAAUUAUAUACAAAUGGUGGACUCGGCAAGACUACCAAAUUCCUGGGAAACCUGGGACAGUCUCUGCCAAACGGUAGCCUUCUGCUCGUCGUUGACAGCCCCGGGAGUUACUCCGAGGCGACGGUCGGCAAGGAGAAGAAACGGUAUCCGAUGCAAUGGCUGUUAGACCACACCCUGCUGAGCAACAAAGUCAGUGGCAUCAAGUGGGAGAAGCUCGAGUCUGACGAAUCGGUCUGGUGCAGGCUCUCUGACGAGUUAUCAUAUCCAAUGCAACUUGAGAACAUGCGGUAUCAGGUCCAUCUUUACCGCUUAGAGGUGCAGCCCCCCGCAUAA